Moneuplotes crassus is the source of this 705-nucleotide messenger RNA. The record is from the annotation of a GenBank genome assembly. NCBI's taxonomy places the organism in Eukaryota, Ciliophora, Spirotrichea, Euplotida, Euplotidae.
AUGAAUCACCAAAUAGGAGUUUGUUUCUUGACAAUCUUGCACUCAGGUUAUUACCAAGACUUGCUUUCUAAUCUGAGAAACUUGAAAAUUAGUUUCAAAGAGACAGGCUCAGUGGGUUUAGAUUCUAAAUUUGGGAAGAUCACAAUUUAGUGCCAAUUCAGCCUCAUUUUUGUUGUCAAUACACAUUCAGUUAUGGGGGACAGCCAAAGUGUCUCCAAUUAUGUAUCUUUAGCAAAGAAGGUGUGCUGGCUCUUUAUUAGAUGAGCAGUUCGGGUGCUUAAAACAUUCAAGCUAUUUGAAUCAACUCAGGAAUAAUGUUUCCUUGUUAUUUUCAAUAGAAUGUAUUAAUGCAGCAUAGUUAAGCAUCCACAAGAUUUAUAAUAAAACUACUUUCUUCUUGACUCUAUUUGUGCCCAGACUUGCUCAGCAGGUUUUAUUUGGAAGAAUAAUUAUCUGGGUUGUCUCCAUUCCGUAUUUUUGGUGUGAUAAAAUAUUCAGAUGCUCCAAUAUUCGUUCUGGACUAGCCUCUUAUCAAGCUAAUAUAUUGAGUAUUCCUAAAUCAGCAGGUUAAUGAGAUCAAUAGCAUGAAGUAAUCUUCACACUCAGACCUUUCUCAUUCCUCAGUCUCUAAAUGCUUAAGGUGGUAAACUUUUUAAUAGAUAAAGUUGACAACUAAUUUCUACUUUUAAUAAGGUCAAGCCAAUA